This is a messenger RNA of Nothobranchius furzeri (turquoise killifish), 4537 nucleotides long. Its product is annotated as NHL repeat-containing protein 3. The record is from RefSeq and is a predicted model, not a curated record. Gene Ontology annotation, cellular component: extracellular region. Gene Ontology annotation, molecular function: protein binding. NCBI's taxonomy places the organism in Eukaryota, Metazoa, Chordata, Actinopteri, Cyprinodontiformes, Nothobranchiidae.
ACCGGAAAUGACAAUUGCUGCACAGUAGGCUCAAAUCGUAGAUAUAUGAAAUAUAUGUCUGUGCUCAAACCUGCAGUAGACACUCCAGCUUUCCACGAGACGUGAAAGCGGUCACGUAACGUCAUUAGCGGCCAGCGCGAGACCAGUCGUGAGCAGCAAUUCAGAAGCGAAACGGGAGUGAAAGCGUUCCACACACCCGAUCCCGUGAUGCCACAAAACCAAGGGAGAACCAUGGAAGUCCACACACAAUAAUAAACAAGGAGAAAGACAGCCGCAUGUAUCAAAACAGGUCGUUCAUUUAAGCUGAAGUGACAUCACGCAUCCCCGCGUAAACACUGAUGUUGAUCAAAAGGAGAGGCCAGACGUGUCUGAUCGCUUCCACCAUGGCCUUACUGGUCCUGCUCAUGAUGGUUCUGUACGGAACCACCAACAGCUCUGUCCUGAAGUCGGACUACCAGCUGCUGGGCAGACCCCUUUACAAACUGGACCUGAGCUGGCCCAAGAACCCGGAACACUUCACCGGAGAGAUAUUCGGUGUGGCAGUGAACCAGUACACCGGUGUAGUGUAUGUGGCUCAGCGAGGCUACAACAUGCCGAAGGUGCUGGUGUUCAACACAGAUGGAAAUUUCCUCAUGUCCUGGAACACGACCACCCUGGAAAUGCCUCAUGGGAUAUUUGUAGCAGAUGCAGCUUCGGGAAGUCCCACCGUGUGGAUCACAGAUGUGGGGAAUGGUCCGUAUGGCCACUGCAUCAAACAGUUCUCACCAUCAGGGAAGCUGCUGCAGGUGCUUGGGACACCAGGGAACGCAGGUUCUGGUUUGGAUCCACUGCAGUUUGACCAGCCAGCUGAAAUCUUCAUCCAUGAAUCUGGAGAAAUGUACAUCGUGGAUGGUGAUGGUGGGAUGAACAACCGCCUCAUCAAGAUGUCCAAAGAGCAUGAGGUGUUGUGGAUGCAUGCAGAGAAAGGACAAGGCUUGGCUCAGUUCUACAUCCCCCACAGUGUGACAGUGGAUAACGCCCAAAGAGUGUGGGUGGCUGACAGGGGCAACAAAAGGAUCCAGGUCUUCAACUCCAUCACUGGGGACUGCCUGGGGACAUGGGGGAGCUGCUUCACAGAAGAUGCACCCUACUCUGUUCGCCUCACCCCAGACAAAAAAUAUUUUGUUGUUGUGCAGCUCAACACCAAUCAGAUCUCCCUGCUGGACGCACCACCGGUGGGCUUGAUUGGUCAGUGCCAGGUGGUCAGUGUGAUCCAGCUUGCAGACGACGUUAAGCCCCACCUGCUCGAUCUAGAUCUAAAAGCUGGAGCUCUGUACGUGGCUGAGAUUGGAGCUCAACAGGCUCAGAAGUUUGUCCCCUUUAGUCUGGGUGGAGGUUUCCUUUAAGACCCAAGUGGGCUCCAACCAAAACAUAGAGCUCAGAUACUCAAAAAACAUACCAAAUGUUCAUAUGGAUCAUUUAAUCUGUCCGGAGGUGGGACGUGGGUGGUCUGUUACGAUUGACUGGCAACGUUCUUCUAACGAUCUGAGUCCAAACUGAUAGUUUGCUACUGGUACUCUAGUUCCUAAUGAGUGAGUGAGAGAGAACUGGUCUGGUGAGCUGUCUAGGUGUUUUGACUCCAGCUGAAUGCUGGGAGUCAAUAACUGAGAAGCAUGUGUACAGACACAAGUGGGAUAUGAGGUACUGUCAUAGUUUCUAUUCCAUGGUUGUUAAAGCUUAAAGUGUCAAUGUGUAGUUUUUACCGUUAAUCUCAGGAAAUAUCCACGACGCCAUAUUGGAUGCCACGUUUCCUUCAGCGGUAGCCAGGACAGAAUGCAUUUACUUAUUUGUAACAAACGGUUACAAAACUUUCCGCAUUACUAAGCGUUCUUUUACACAUUCACGUCUUGGCUCGAUGCCAGAGAUGAAAGGGAAUCUGACAUGCUUGUUGUUUUGCUGGAGGUUGAGCUCCCAAGGAUUUUUGACCCCUAAUGGCGUCUGUUGGUAAGGUCUUGCUUGAACACAAAAAUACAGCUUGCUUGCAAUGAUUCAGGUAUCUACUGCCCCCUAUUUCCAGGGAAAAUACACACUGUCACUUCAAUGCCAUCAUAAAGAGUUCAUGCUGGAGUUUUUUAAGGAGCAGGGUUAGAAAUGAUCUCCCCUGGUCUUAACUUGUCAGGGUUAGGGUAGAUCAGAGUCUCCAAAAGCAAUACAGCUCAUGUCCAUCUUUGUUUAUCUUAUCAAGCACACCACAGACUUCCCGCGGGUCUUAAAUGCUGCCCACGUGGUUGGGGAUUUCCGCAUUCCUGAGAACUUCUUCGAAACUGAACAUAAAAUAUGUAAAAGACUGGACUGUCCCAGAUGUGUAAGCAGCUAAAGGCAGCAAGCUGCUAUUGUAACUUUAAACCACUAAAAACAAUAAAACUUCAGGUCCAAAUUUGUGGGGUGGGGGGUGUCUCACUAAUUCCGGGUCACAUGAAAAUAACGUGUUUUCCCAUGGGCGGGAUGUUGGAAUGCUAAAUGGCUAAAAGCUCUGAACUUUGUAUAUUUCAUGUGGUGUUGUUUACGGAUGUGUAUUGGUGAAAUUAUGGCGAUAGGAUACGUACUGCGAUACUUUUUUAGAAUGAAUUAAAUAUAGGAGAAUUCAAUUAACAGUCCAAAAUGAUGUUUAACAUGACGUAUCUCAACCAGAGGGUGCCCAAGUCUCCCCAUCAGCCUUUCCGGUGGGCUCAUGGGGAAGAACGAAAAAAUGAAUGCAAGUCAACGGGGCUAAACACUAUUUUGUAAUCCGCUUUGCCUUACGCCCUGGAUCACACGUGUUGCACUGCAAUUUAAAUGAAAAAAAUUCAUGGGUGUUUCAACCACGUCUGUCACGUACUUUGAGAUUCAUCAGCAUGUAGAAGUUCAUAAUUAGCAUGACUACACACCAGAAAUCGGCACGUCGCAUAUGUGACGUUACCACACGAUCUCCUCUCCCCUAGCGUAGCUGCUACUUACCACAUGACCAGAUUUACGGUGGUUCUUUCCUCCUGUGGGAUGUUUGCUGAACUUACAGCCCUUGUCCCUCAGUUUUCUCCAUGUCUGGCUCGAUGACGUCACUUUCGUGAUGCACAUUUUUAGUCCUGGACUUAUUUUCACACAAAUCCUGAAAAAGCGUUUCCCCCGUUCAAAAAUAAGCACGUUCUUGGUAUCAAAAAGCUUCUUCAAAAUUCACGAACAUCAAAUGUGACAUCCAUGGCACAAAACAAGCGGCGUUAGAAAAUAGCUUUUUUAGCCCCGUUCACUUGCAUUCAUUUUUCCGGAGAGACCCAUGGUGCGGAAGUAGAUGGGCGUGACUUAGGCCUAGUCCACACGUAGCCGGGUUUUUUGAAAACGAAUAUCCGCCCCUCCAAAAACUUGCAUCCACACCAACGCGUUUUAAAAACAAACUCUGUCCACACGUACCCGGAUAAGUACGUUGUUAAGGACAUGCCAGACCUGUAGGCGGCAGUACUUCCCCCGGUCUUAACCUCGUCCUUCGUCUGGGGUCUUCCGCGAGGAGCAGUAAUUCCUCUUGCAAAAACAAACAAGCAGAAAGCGUUUGGACAAUUGAUGGAUCGGGUAGUGACAGAGCGCAGCUCUGAAAGCUUCCGUGAUGCCGGCUAGUAUAAACACAGGUCGCACACGUGAUGUCAGCAUUUUUUUGUCGCGGAAAGUGACGUUGCGGACCUUAAAACUCCGGUUUUGUCCGUCCACACGCAGACACCCAAAACGGAGAAAACGCAGAUCUUCACUUUGGCCGGAGUUUUUAAAAAGAUCCGUUUUCGUGUGAAAAAACUCCGUUUUCGUGUGGAUGACAGGCCAAAACGAAGAAAAAUAUCUACGUUUUGGCAGAUCCCCGGCUACGUGUGGACAGGGCCUUAGGCUCCCUACAACUUAGAGGUAUUUACAUUUUAACGGUGGAAACAAAACCUUUUGCACAACUAGUGGUCGGCAUUUGAAUUUGCACCAAAAGAAAAGAAAAUACACAAAUGUUUGCAUGUAAAUUCUUCCAAAAGUUAGAUACACAGCUUUUGAAUUUCGAUAUAAUAUUGCGGGACAAAAUAUCAUGAUUUAUUGCCAUAUUGAUAUUUUCUUACAUCCCUAGUGUUGUUAAAGCUGCUUGGAUCUAAGCUCUGAUUGUGCACACACAAGUGAAUGUCCUGUAACAGGAGGAUUCUCAAAUGUCAGAAAAUAUGAGGGUCUGUCAGCUGUGACCCACUUCAGCUUCAUCACCAGACCUGUUGCAGUGUGCUUUGUGGGGUGCCGGUUAGCUUGUCUGUGACUGUGCAGUACCUUUGUUUGUAACAUUUUCUAGUUAUAAGAACGUAGUGUUUUAUUAAAGUGUCUUUUCGUGUGUUUUCUGAUGAUGGUGAAUAAUCAGAACUUAAUGAUGUAAUGGAACUUUUUGUUCUCGUGGGAGAACCCUUGCUAUGUCCCUUGAAAAGUGUUAAAAUCAACGUGAAAUGCACAUAAAAUUGACAAUGCAUUGCCAUAAAAAGUCAAGUAAGCUGUAAUUAAAACACUACAUGUGAAGUGA